ACUGCAGAGAGCCUAACAGCUGAAUUGUGCUGCUCUUAGUUAUUUGUGUGUGGGUGUUUAACAGUCAGAAACUCCUUCGUCUGCUGCUAUGAACAGAUUGGUCAGUGUUUUAAUUGUGGCUGGACUGAUCUUUGAAUCAUGGGCUCAGAGACCAGAAACAGUCUUGUCAGGAUUGCAAUGUUAUCCUGCCUUCAACCUUCAAUGCUGGACCCAAUGGUUUGACAGUGACAACCCCUCAAGUAAUGGAGACAGAGAAAAUCUUAACAGACUUCUCAGAAAGUAUCCUGGAAAGAUCUGCCCAAACCCAGUAGAUAUUCAAGCCAGAACUCUGUCUGGCCUGACUCCAGAGGAAGCAGGUGACAUAAUUAAAGUGAGCGACACAAACACAGGAUUCAUAUGUCGAAAGAAGGACCAACCUGACGGGAACUGUGAGGAUUACAAGGUUCGCUUCAGCUGCCCCCCUCCUUACUGUGCUGAGACAGUGUGCUGGACGAAGUGGUAUGAUAGAGAUAACCCUUCUGGAAGUGGUGAUUGGGAGACUCUGAGGUCCCUGCAAAAUGAAUACAAGGGAGAAAUUUGCAAUACCCCUCACUAUAUCGAGGCUGUUACCACUGACACUUUGACCCCAGCUAUUUACACAGGAGAGAACUUUUAUGCCUACAACCCAACAGUAGGUUUCGUUUGCCGCCAAGAGGACCAGAAAGAUCGGACCUGCAAGGAUUACAAAGUCCGGUUUGGAUGUCCCUGUGAUAACUGAGUCAAGACAACCAAAAUGAGGAUAAAAGCAUUACUAUUCUGGGGUAGUCAUUUUUCUGGGUGUAGAUCAUGUCCU
Cyprinodon variegatus (sheepshead minnow) is the source of this 832-nucleotide messenger RNA. Its product is annotated as mucin-5AC-like. Lineage: Eukaryota; Metazoa; Chordata; Actinopteri; Cyprinodontiformes; Cyprinodontidae. The coding region runs from base 89 to 757 and encodes 222 amino acids. The record is from RefSeq and is a predicted model, not a curated record. The transcript has 9 exons.